AUGGGCGAUCCUCAGACCAGGAGAGUCCAAACGCUAGCAGCGCACCUGAAUCCAGUGCAGGAACGUCAAGAGAACUCCAGGCAACCCGUACUUUUAGCUACUGAAGCGUCCACCAGCAGCUCGCUCCAGCAAUCCAACACUGCCAGUUCUUCAUACGAAAGGGUGCAUGGCAAAGUGUCAAGGCUGCCAGCAGCUUGGAGGAACAUUCCUGUGGUGCACGGCGAGACGCUUGAAGAUGUCAGAUACGAGAAGGCUGACGAGGGCAUUGCGAAGAUAACCAUCAACCGGCCAGAGAAGAGAAAUGCCUUCCGGCCGCAGACAACAGAGGAGAUGAUGCGCUGCUUUAGCGAUGCCAGGGAUGACCCAAACAUUGGCGUCGUCAUCCUUACAGGGGAAGGAGCAAAGGCGUUCUGCAGUGGGGGGGACCAGAGUGUCCGGGGAGAGGGCGGCUAUGUGGGGCCUGACAAAAUCCCCCGUCUGAAUGUCCUGGACCUGCAGGUCCAGAUCAGGAGGCUGCCCAAGCCGGUGAUAGCCAUGGUGGCCGGCUAUGCUGUGGGAGGGGGGCAGAUCCUGCAGAUGAUGUGCGACAUAACGAUAGCUGCGGAGAAUGCAAUUUUUGGGCAGACGGGCCCCAAAGUGGGCAGCUUUGACGCAGGCUAUGGGUCGACUCAGAUGGUGCGGUUGGUUGGGCAGAAGAAGGCGCGAGAGAUCUGGUUCCUAGCGCGCCUGUACAAUGCACAACAGGCGCUGGACAUGGGGCUUAUAAACACCGUGGUCCCCUUGGAGAGGCUGGAGGAGGAGACUCUCGUUUGGUGCAGGGAGAUUCUCAGGAACAGUCCCACCGCCCUGAGAGUGCUCAAAGCCGCACUCAAUGCUGCGGAGGAUGGGCAGGCUGGCAUUCAGGAGCUCGGGGGCAAUGCAACACUGCUGUUCUACCAGACAGAGGAAGGGAAUGAAGGGAGGCGGGCAUACCUGGAGAAACGGCCCCCAGACUUUACAAAAUUUCCUCGAUAUCCUUGA
Molecule: messenger RNA, 1020 nt
Organism: Coccomyxa subellipsoidea C-169
Lineage: Eukaryota; Viridiplantae; Chlorophyta; Trebouxiophyceae; Coccomyxaceae
Product: naphthoate synthase
Exons: 8
Coding region: 1-1020 (339 amino acids)
Biological process (GO): menaquinone biosynthetic process
Cellular component (GO): cytosol
Molecular function (GO): 1,4-dihydroxy-2-naphthoyl-CoA synthase activity
Source: RefSeq, a predicted model, not a curated record